ACGCUUUCCUUAAGAUCACUUGUUUUGGCAAUACAUGUGUUUGUGAAAUAUAUUUUAUUCAUCAGAAUCAGAAUCUUUAUUCCUGUGUUCAAAGAAUUUCUCUUGUGCAGGUGUCAACAUAAAACUAAAUUCGAUGAAAAAUAAACAUAGAAAAAUAUAUACUAUACAUGAAAUAGACAGUACACAAACAAUCUGUGAGUAAAUAAAGGAUGUGCUAUAAGAGUUAAGCACCUCUGCUGUCAAGUUCUCAAGUGCCUCUGAUUUCUCAAAUAUGUACAGUAUACAGUAUGUACAGUAUGUUGGGGAGACACAUUUUAAUUAUGUCAAUUCAAAGCACCAUUUUUUCUUGUAAUUGCAGAGUUUCAUACCACUUUAGUUCCAACUCAACUUAAAAGGCAUUCAAAUCCUGGACAUUUAACCUACAGGAUCAGAGCUGGGUGUUUGGCCUACUUAUUUGGGUCUUCUGGCCAGACAUUAAAAAAAAGCAAUAACUAAAAAACCCAAAGAAAAGGUUUUGUUGAAAGCAAAAUUAAAACUAAAUACCAAUUUUCUUUAUUAUACUGUCGCGUGGACGAUUUAUUCCAACACCAUUUGCCUUAGUUUAGCUUUAACAAAACUAAUGCAGUAGAGAUCUAAAGGGAUAGUCAGACAGAAAGGCAAACACUGUCAGACAGCCUAUUUACAGCGUCAUUAGCGGGUUAUAAAACCUGACCGGACUAUGGAGCAGCUUCUGUUAAAUGUGAGCGCACUUCCUCAUACAGAGCAGUGAACAGAUACCGUAAACAAUAGCCUCCAAAAACCCCCACAGCACCUGACUCUCCACAGCUCAUAUCACCCUCAUUUACCUGCACGCGAAUUACGUCGAGUCGUUAGAAAACCCCAGCCAGCGAUUGGUUGUCACCACGAGGGGGCGGGACCACAAGAGAGAUAUGUCUAUGCAGGCGUCAGGAAGUGGAGAUGAAGUCGCCUCCCUGUCACCCAGGUUUAGUUUCAUCUGUAUUCUGAACGGUUAGCAAACACAAACAUUUCAGAAAAAGGAUUACACACAGUUACCAGAAUGACUUUGACUGAGCAUAUUGCACAGCCCAGUCCCCAGGUGCUCUUAGUGGGUGAGAAUGACAGCAAGCGGCUCCUGGAGACCUAUGUGAAGAGAAGCCUGAGCCUUAAUGAUGGGGCACAGUCUCCACAUCGCCGAGAGCGUCGGACACACAAGUGGGUCACUCUUGCUGAGAGAGAUAAGAGGGAUCGUAAACAUUCUAGCGACACCUCCAUUCACCUUGAUGCCUCAGAUUUGGUGGAGGACCUUCGUAAAGAUGAAGCAUUCUCUGAGCCAGAAACCCAGAGCAAGCUCCAGGCAACAGGAGAUAACCCUGAGAUCAAAUCUAAACUGUGGAAGAAAAGAGGCACUCUCAGUAGGAAUGAUGGAUCCAGCGCAUCUCGCAAAUCUGAUGGGAAGCCCAAGAAGUGGUUUUUACACUUUGAUAAAGACAAACGAGAUGGUAAACAACCAAACAAAGCCUGUAAACAAGAGAUCAAGGAUGAAGCUUUACCACAGACCCCUCUAGCUGACCACCUGGAAAGCUCAACAGAGGAAAAGAAACCCAAAGAGAUCAAGAAGAGUAAGAAAUAUUCAGUAUGGAAGAGUGUCCUGGGGUGGUUCUCCAGGGGAAAUAGUGAGAAGCAGGAGGAACAAGAUGGAGAGGACACGAGACCUGAAGGAGCCCUUGCUCCUCCAGAGGCUUCAAGUCCCUCGACCUCCUGCCUGCCUUUACCUGAUGUUCUCAGCAAUGGUGAUGCCAUCAGCUUGCGUCGUAGAUCAUUUAGAAGAAGGCGGUCCCAGAGGAGGUCAUCACUGAAGAGAUGCAGCAGGGACAUGGGACAAGAUAAAGCCACUGGGAGACCAUUAACUCUAGACCUGUCUUCUGAUACCAUGGUGAAAUCAAUUGAGGAGGUCGAGCCUACUAGUGCUUAUUAUGAGAAAAUGUCAGAGGAGCUGCAGAAGAUCGUGCAUGAGGUGAAAAACAGUCCAGCAGAGGACAACAGAACUAUCCUUGAUGCAGUUCAACCUACAGACAUAAAUGGCUUACCCAUUACUCAAGAGGAAGUUAUUGAGAGGAUCAUUACGUUGAUAAAGCAAAACGGGGAUGUCAUAGAUUCCAAGCUGAAGGAGAAUCCCGCCAUUAGCUCCUACUUCACGAAGCUCUCCUAUGGCUCCUUCCAGCAAUUGGCAGACCAGUAUGUACUAAGUACUGAGCUCCCCAAGCAACCUCCCAUGGCAGCUCCAGAGCUGGUGAAGUUUGCCUUUACGCUGGACUUCACGGCCCGAGUGGCUGGUCUCUCUCGCCAUGCUCCUGGGCACAUCCUUGGUUUUGGGAAUCAGUACCUAAAGGAUCGGUUCACUCAUACAAGCGAGAGCCAUCCUCACAUCAGUGACAUAAUAUCAGAGAAAUAAAAGAAGAGCUCUGACAAAGGAGAGUGAAGGCAUAAUAUGAAGAAGAACUGACGUGAGGUUGCAUUUCAGAGGGUUGGAUGACCUCCAGGGGGUGGUGGCAAAUCGUCAUGACAUCUUCUGAGCUUUAACCUCUUAG
Molecule: messenger RNA, 2588 nt
Organism: Colossoma macropomum (tambaqui)
Lineage: Eukaryota; Metazoa; Chordata; Actinopteri; Characiformes; Serrasalmidae
Exons: 6
Coding region: 1058-2452 (464 amino acids)
Source: RefSeq, a predicted model, not a curated record